This is a messenger RNA of Periconia digitata, 2442 nucleotides long. The record is from the annotation of a GenBank genome assembly. NCBI's taxonomy places the organism in Eukaryota, Fungi, Ascomycota, Dothideomycetes, Pleosporales, Periconiaceae.
UCCACGGUACCCGUCACAACCAUGACGGAAGUCAUAGCUCCGCGAACGAAUGGUACCGCAUCCACCGCCGCCCAAUCUGGACUCCAGCGCCAGCCCUCCUUUUCUUCCUUUCCGUCGUCUCGCUCCCCCUCCGCCGUUUCUAGUCGCAACGAGGGCAGGAAGCCACGCUCCCCCCAGCCGCCCAUGGUGCUCGAAGACGAUGUCUCGAUUGAUUCGUCUGCGGACUCUUCCCUCUACCCCACAAACUCCAGAAGGGCACUCCUGCGCUCCCAAUAUCCCGCCAAUUCCGUCGAGAAUCAUGUCGAAUAUAUUCUAGUCGCCUCCUUCGACAUUGACCGCGGGCCGGUUUUGGAACAUCAGUAUCCAGGUGCCAUAAGUGGGGAUGAGACCAUGUUAGCCGAACUGAUGCUUCCCGAUCAAGCCCACGAGCGGAGUCAAGAUUGGACUACCUUCUUCCUACACAAGGAUACGACUGCUGAGGAAGAGGAAAAGGAAGCGCGGAGAGAAAGACGUCGCAAGCGGAGGCGGCGGAAAGAGGGUGGGGAAGAUGGGGACGACUCUGUAGCUGGCGCUGAUGAGGAUGAAUCCGAAGGCGACUUGGAUUCGGAAAGUGAGGAUGAGAUGGGUCCGGACGGGCCUCCGCUUGUUUACGUCCUGAACUUGGUGAACACUAUACUGGACGAUACUAAGAAGCGGGGUGCUGUGGUGAAAUCGAUGGCUAUAUGUACAAGGCACUCCUUCCUCCACAUCUACAAGCCGCUACUACUGCUGGCCCUGCAGGAGUAUUUCAAAGCGCCCACGAUCGAAACUCUAGAAAUUCUAUACAGUUCGUUGAAUGCCAUGGACCUCUCCCUGCUCCCUAAGCUAUCGAAUUUGGAGACGUUUGUGCUUCAAGCGACCGAUGCAAAGGAUAUGUUUGUUGAGAAGUUCGAGCAGAUGAUAAGGCAGCGCAAAGCCGAGGAUGCCGAACGAUUGUCCGUCCCUUCGGCAAGCUCUCCAUCCUCCGAUCCCAAACGAAAGACGUUCGCCGUUCCUCGAGAUACGCACGAGUUCGAAUCCAAGGUGCUCUACAAGGGCGUGCCUGUACCCAUCAAGGUCCCAACUGCUCUCAGCCCCGAGACCGUUGGUGACUUUUCCCUUAUCAAGCUGAUUCAAACCUUUUCAGCGCCGCAUGCUUCCCAACCCCAGCCUUUUGCUCUCCAUCCACAUCUUACCACAAGUGGCGCCUAUACCCAUCCCAUUAUUGUCCUUGUCAAUGCUCUUCUUACCCAAAAACGCAUCAUGUUCAUCGGCUACCAGCGACCUUCAAGCGAAGUCGCCCAGGCGGUAUUGGGAGCAUGUGCGCUCGCAUCAGGUGGUCUUCUGCGUGGGUUCGUUCGUCACGCUUUCCCAUACACUGAUCUGAGCAAGGUUAAUGAUCUGCUCAAAGUCCCUGGUUUCAUCGCCGGAGUUACAAACCCUGCAUUUUCCUACAAACCUGAAUGGUGGGAUCUGCUCUGUGAUCUUCCUACGGGGCGAAUGAAAAUCAGCAACAAGAUCGAGAAUGCACAAGUGACAGAUGGGCAGAUGUUCUUCCAGUCGCAGGGUAUACCCGUAGGCGUUUAUCAGGCUGGUCCAGAUAGCAAAGGUGCUGUAGAUCCAACUGGCGACACGCAGUUCAUGGAGCAGUUGAAUCAGAGUAUCGCCAAUCGCCAUGGCGAGAAUCUCAUCCGCGCAAAAUGGCGCUCAUGGGUCCUAAAGUUCACCCGAAUCGCUGCCGCCUUCGAGGAAACCGUUUAUGGCGCCUCUGCUUUAUAUAUCGGCUCCCACGAAACCGACGUCGGCGCCUACGGUGUACAAGGCCACGGCUACGUCUGGCCUGAUGAAGCCACUAAGAUGCGCGAGCUCGCUGCUAAUGCACAUCGUAUCGAGGGAUGGCGGAGCACCAGAAGCUAUUUCAGUUUCAUCCAGGACCUCGCGUGGCACUGGGAGAAACGGCCCGUCCGCGGCAUCGACCUUCAUCACCAGCACGACAAACUGCGCUGCCUGAAACUCACGCAGGACCAGAGCGCGGCCAUAUACUUAGCGCUCGGGCGGUGCGUCGAAGAAGCCGGUAUUCCAACAUCCACAACCUCGACGUCCUCUGUCGAUCUCCCCAGCCAAGCAUCUAACUCGCUCACUAUUGCAAACGACCCUGAUCGCCAGCCUGGAGAGCAACUGCAAUACGACACCAUCCUGCAGCUCCUAUGUGUAAUUCCUGAGACAAAUUCGGGUCUGUUCUACCUCAGUCUGGGUUUGUUCCACCCCAGGCAGGAUGUCCGGAUCGCUGUAGUCAAGCUGCUUGAGCGCAUCAUGGAGCAUGCCGCUGGUAGGCACUUCUGGAGUUCGCUGGGCAGGUUUGCCAAGUUGGCGUUCUAUAGAGUCAAGAGAGAGGAGGUUGCGAAGUCAAAGGAUGAGAAGUAA